Messenger RNA from Ziziphus jujuba (common jujube), 1980 nucleotides. Its product is annotated as pentatricopeptide repeat-containing protein At1g77360, mitochondrial. Gene Ontology annotation, molecular function: protein binding. The transcript has a single exon. The record is from RefSeq and is a predicted model, not a curated record. Lineage: Eukaryota; Viridiplantae; Streptophyta; Magnoliopsida; Rosales; Rhamnaceae. Bases 106 to 1560 code for a protein of 484 amino acids.
UAAAUUUGCGAACAAUUACGAUUUUGGCAUUAAAAAAAAGAAGUUUUAUAUUUCCUAAUUUUUUUAAUUUUUUUUUUCCCUACGAGGAGUGAGCAAGACACUGCCAUGGAGGAAGCACUUCCACUCCCCCACGACGCACUCCAACUCCACCGCCGAUCAAUCCCGACCAUUUAUGUCGACCCCUUGGAAACGCUCAUCUCAACGGUCAGGAUGAUCCGAGACAUCCUCAUCAGAACCUCACCUCACGACAUCGAAUCCGAGCUCGCCUCGACCGGAAUAAUCCCCUCCUCCGACGUGGUAGUCCGGGUGCUGAAGCUCACCUAUGAAUAUCCCUCCUCCGCCUUGAAAUUCUUCCGGUGGGCCGGGCUGGCCCAGAAACACUCGGCCGAGGCCUGGAAUCUAAUGGUGGAUCUGCUGGGCAAGAACACUCUGUUCGACGCCAUGUGGGACGCCGUGAGGUCCAUGAAGCAGGAGGGGGUUCUCUCCAUAGUCACCUUCACAUCCAUCUUUGGCAGCUACUGCGCCGCUGGCCGAGUCGACGAAGCCGUCAAGAGCUUCGAAGUCAUGGCUCGCUACGGCAUCCAACAAGACGCCUUCGCGGCUAACUCGCUUUUGAGCGCGAUUUGUCGCAAGGACGCCGGCGGCGGCGGAACUGCUAGAGCUUUGCAGUUCUUGGAAAACAUGGAGGCGGCGACGGGAAUCGUCCCCGACGAGGACUCGUUCGCCAUUUUGCUGGAAGGCUGGGAGAAGGAAGGCAAUGUCGGUGAAGCAAAGAAGACGUUCGGUAAAAUGGUUGGCCGAAUCGGGUGGAGCCCGACGAAUGUCUGCUCUUACGACGCCGUUUUGAGGACACUGGUGAGGGGUUCGGAUGUUGAAGAGGCGCUCAAGUUCCUUAAGAUGAUGAAGGGGAAUGGGUGUUCUCCGAGCCCGAAGUUCUUCUCCGAUGCUAUUGAAAUUCUGGGUAAGAGAAACGACAUACGACACGCCGUUUCGAUGUGGCAAGCGAUGCUUCGUACUGGGUUGUUGCCCAAUUUGGCUAUGUACAAUGCGAUGAUCCACUUGCACUGUGACAAUGGCGAUUACGACGAUUCGAUUAGGCUGCUGGAUGAGAUGGUAUUCAAUGGUGCUUUUCCUGAUUCUUUGACUUACAAUUUGAUUUUUGGUUGUUUAGUUAAGAAAGAUAGAGUUAGAGAAGCAGGCAAGUUCUUCUUCGAGAUGGUAAAGAACGAGUGCCCGCCGAGUUAUUCGAACUGUGCUGCGGCCAUUAAGAUGUUUUUCAGAGGAGAGGAACCAGAAAUGGCAGUCCAAGUUUGGAACUUCAUGAUUGAAAACGGCGUCAAGCCUCUUGAUGCAGGAGCCAAUGCAUUUCUCUUGGGGCUUAGUAAGUUGGGUAGGUUGACAAAAUUGAGAAGGAGUUUCGAAGAUAUGCUGGAUAGAAGGAUUGUCAUAUCUGAAUCAACAAUGGAAAGCUUGAAAAAUGCAUACUACAAGGAGGGGAGAAGUGGAAGGGAUAAAUAUGAGAGCUUGGCAAGGAGAUGGAAGAGCUCAUUGGCUCGCUAGUUUAUUGGAGUUCACGGUGUAAACUUCUUCUUCUUAAUCUGUAUAGAGGGUUUGCUCUUUAAAACUUUUAGAUACGUUUAGGAUCUCUUGGAUAUGUGGCGGCUGUACAUUGGAAGUCCUUGGCUAUAAUUGUAUGUUUUGGUUUUCCUUGAAUGCUACUUUGUGAUCAUGUUAUUGAUUGCUCUGUCCCAACCUCAAGAUGUUCUCAUAUUAAAAUUUCUACUUACCCUGCAGCUCCCUAACCUUUUAUCGUAGACUAUGGAGGCCUUGUGUUUUUUUUUUUUGCUGUUAUUAGGUUGAUAUUGUAAUUGAUAUGGUUAAAUGGGCUAGCAUCAAGUUGUCAUAUUUUAUAUUUGUAAUGAGCUUUCUAACUCGGAAACCUCUGAAAUGUUAUUUUUUUGGAUGUUAUUCUGGAGCUUU